UUAGCGGUUGUCCAGUGACGCAGGCCCGCUGAUUGCGAGUUCCUGGGGUCAUUGUCCCAAAUGCCAUCUUGUGAUUGGCCCCGCGCCAGCGGGCCGCUGACAGGCGGUUCCGAUACAGGACCUGAGCAGCCAGCCGCCUAUCCAAGUAUGAUACAUAUGAAACAUGAUCCGUCGUCCAUCUUCCCGUCGCAGUCUCUCCUGAAUCUCUCUCCCAUCGGCGGGGCAGAGCUGAGGUGAAGAGAACAGCCCAUGUACUGGUGCCUGAUACAACGGUGUGAGAUGAGAGUUGAGUACCAGAAUCGUGGUACAAGA
This is a messenger RNA of Neurospora tetrasperma FGSC 2508, 312 nucleotides long. RefSeq lists its product as uncharacterized. Bases 61 to 237 code for a protein of 58 amino acids. The record is from RefSeq and is a predicted model, not a curated record. NCBI's taxonomy places the organism in Eukaryota, Fungi, Ascomycota, Sordariomycetes, Sordariales, Sordariaceae. The transcript has a single exon.